UUUCCCUUUAAACUUUUCCUUCUCUCUACCCCAAAUUAUUUUCCUCUUUUCAUUCUCUCUUCGAUUCUUCGUUCUCACCAAAAAUCCUUUUCCAAUAUUCUUCGUUCUCACCCGAUUUUACAGGAUGAUGAUGAAGUUGAUAUUGUUGGUUGCUGUACAUUGAAAGUGGGGAAUGUAGAGUGUAUCCCUGCAAAUAAGUUAAAGUUUGACUUCCCUGGUAAAGAUUCAAUUCAACGUGUAAACACAGUCGAAGUUGAGCUUCCUGUGUACAAGGCAAUUGGGCAGUUUCAAACUGGAAAGAAGCGAAAUGAUGAUCUUUUCGACGAGCUGGAUACAGCUAAACUGAAUGCUCAUCUGAAGGAACUCAUGCCUGGCCUGACAGCAAAAGUUUUCCACACAUAUAAUGCCUUGAUCACAUUGGAUGAUAUGUUGAGUAGGAGAACUAAAGAAGGUGAUGUUGCGGAAAAGAUUGUUGUUUAUAACAAUUCAAACAAAGGGGUUGCAAUUAUUUGUAAUCAUCAGCGGAUUGUUUCCAAAACACAUGGUGCACAGAUGACAAGGUUGACCGAGAAAAUGGAAGAGCUAAAAGGUGUUCUGAAGGACCUGAAAAUUGAUUUGGACAGGGCUAGAAAAGGGAAGCCCCCAUUGAAGGAUUCUGAUGGAAAGUGAAAGAGGAACCUGGCCCCUAAAGCGAUAGAGAGGAAGAUAGCUCAAACCAAUGCGAAGAUUUAAAAAACAGAACUAGAUAUGAAGACCAAAGCGGAUUUAAAAACUGUGGCAUUGGGCACAUCCAAGAUCAAUUACCUCGACCCUAGGAUCACAGUUGCAUGGUGCAAGCGACAUGAAGUUCCUAUUUAGAAGAUAUUCAACAAGUCUCUACUAGCAAUGUU
Messenger RNA from Pistacia vera, 890 nucleotides. RefSeq names its product DNA topoisomerase 1 alpha-like. The transcript has 9 exons. Gene Ontology annotation, cellular component: nucleolus; chromosome. The record is from RefSeq and is a predicted model, not a curated record. Gene Ontology annotation, molecular function: DNA binding; DNA topoisomerase type I (single strand cut, ATP-independent) activity. Gene Ontology annotation, biological process: DNA topological change; DNA replication; chromosome segregation. The annotation marks the transcript as partial. NCBI's taxonomy places the organism in Eukaryota, Viridiplantae, Streptophyta, Magnoliopsida, Sapindales, Anacardiaceae.